AUGGCGGAGGGCGAAGACGAGAUCCCUGACGCCCCAGUCGAGGAGGAGGAAGGCCGAGGCCAAGGCGCAGCACCGCCAGAGCAAGAAGCCGAGGUCGGAGAAGGUGUAGCAGAAGCGGAUGCAGCUCCCGUUGCUGCUGAAGAGGCUGCGCAGGAGGCUGCACCGGCGGCGCCGACAGUCGAGGGCCCUGGCGAGGCAGCAAUCGACCUCGUCAUUCUGCCAGAGGGCUAUGGUCAGACAAAGCAGAUUAACAUCGACAGACCCGUGGGAAAGAUUCGUGGUGACUUGGAGGCAGAGUUGAGCAUUCCGGACAAGUCCCUGUAUCUUAUGAAUCUGUCUGGCGCUGUUGAGUUCAAGCAAGUGCUGCCCGAUGAGAAAACCCUCCGUGAUCUGGGUCUCAAGCCUGGAGAUCGGGCCGGAAUCGAGCUCCGCAUCAACUACUACCAAGAGCAACCCGCCGAGGAGUACGUGAUGCCGGACAUGCUCGACCUUAAGGUCGUGAACGAACACGGCGAGGAGAGAAUGGUGACAGUUCACGUGCAAAGGCCCGUGAUGGAGAAGCCAUACUUGGGUGGUUUCCGGAACAAAGCGACUGACUCCAUGUACCAUCAUGCAGUCACCCAGACAGCCCCGGUGCAGAAGAAGGAUGUUCACACGCUCCGUUUUCACCGCGAGGCCCAGACCUAUGAGUACCGGACGCGAUCAACGCAGUGCAAGCGUGACAAUGGGACGCAGAUGGACAAGGUAGGACUGUACCUUGAUAGGCGCGGGGACAAGACGAUGGAGCCUCGAAGACCCUACUUCAGCAGCGCAGACAAAGCAGCUCUUUUGCUGGAGAAGUGCGUGAUGAUCCAGUGUCAUGCCAGAGGCAUGCUGGCGAGGAGGCGCACCAGGCAGCUGCGGCAGAUGCGCCAGGAGCGCCACGAGCUGGCAAGGAAGGAAGCAGAGAGAAGGCAGCUGGAGGCCGACUUGCGGCACAAGCGGGAGGUCGAACGCCGAAUGCACCCGCGAACCUUCGAGGACUUCAGCGUUCUCUACAAGGAACUGGAGGCAUGGCGCGUGAACGAAGCCGCACGAAUCCAGAACUCCGGUUUCGACGAGGCCACACGUCGAGCAGCACAGCAUGAGCUCCUGCGCAAGGAGACGAAGCUCCUGCAGACAAUUGACAAGCUGAAGAUCCAGGCGCACACCUCGAAUCGAGAUGCAAAGAUCAAGAGCAAGCUGGAGUCGAUGUCACAGCCGAAAGUAUGGGCGCAGGGUGAUGGCGAAACCACAACUGUCCACACCCCCUUCACCACCAGAGCCAAGGAGCUCAUGGACCUCUACAGCGGCCUCAGACUUCCUUUGCUGACUGUCGAUGAGCGCCUGGACGUCCUGCUGCACGUGAAGUGGACCGUUAAGGAGUUCGACUGCAACCUGACCCGUGAGAUGGUCGACUUGAUCGAUAGGGAGGCUGACAUGCUGAACAGGGGGAGGCCAGAGAAAUCCUUCGUAGGUCUUCGCAAACGCCUGGCGAAUCUCUUCCUCCAGUUUAUCGAGACGCCGGAGUUUAACCCAGAAGCCAUGAAGUUCCAGAAGGUCUCCCGCGAGUUCUAUGACCAGACUGGCACGCAUCCACUGAGCACCGUACCGAUAAAGGCCUUAGGAAGCUGA
Symbiodinium sp. CCMP2592 is the source of this 1653-nucleotide messenger RNA. The record is from the annotation of a GenBank genome assembly. Lineage: Eukaryota; Dinophyceae; Suessiales; Symbiodiniaceae.